UUUCUCUCUUCUUCUCGUUCUCCAGGCAAACAAUAAGUGAAAUGAAUCCGGAGAGAGCUGUCGCCGCCACCGUCCAGUGAAGUCCAGGCUGCCCAAACAACCCCGCACGACUCUGGUGGAAAUCGAAGAAGAAGAAGAAGACGAGCAACAAUCAUCGCCAAUAGAAAAAUUCGGAGAAUGAUGAUGAUGGAGGAGAAUAGCAGCAUCAAAUCGGCCGUGUCGUUGAUGGUGCUGGGCAGCAGCAGCGGCGGCGGCAUCGCGGCCGGAGGCGAAUCGGCCGCUGGCUCUGAAAUAAUUCCGCAUCAUCAGCAGCUGCAACACGAUCCUGCUGUCAAUGCGACAACCAUGUCCGUCCGCAUUUACGUGCCGGAACUCAAUGUCCAGAAGGUGAUCCACUUUCAUCGCGAAGAGCUCGUCUGGAAUGUCAAACAGCAAUGUUUGGCCAGCCUGCCUAAAGAGCUGAAGGAAAGUUUCAACUAUGGACUGUUUUAUCCGCCGUCAAACGGCCGGGCCGGCAAAUUUCUCGACGAAGAACGCCCCCUGUCGGAUUAUCCUUUUAACGGACCUGGCGGCUACCUUGAGUUGAAGUACAAGAGGCGUGUGUACAAGAUGCUGCAUCUGGACGAGAAGCAGCUGCGUUCGCUGCACACACGCGUCAACUUGCGUCGCUUCUUCGACUACGUGACCAGCGGCCAAACGGAGAAGAUUACCAAAAUGUGUGCCAAAGGGCUGGAUCCCAACAUUCACUGUCAGGAGACGGGCGAGACCCCACUGACGUUGGCUGCAGUUUCAUCUCGCCCCGUGCCACUACUUCUGGCCCUGGUUGGUGGCGGUGCAUUGAUCGAUUACCGAACGAGAUGCGGAUCGACCGCCUUGCACAGGGCCUCUGAGAAGAGCAGCAUAGAAGCUGUGAGAACCCUUCUGGACCUGGGGGCCUCCAAUGUUCGUGAUGCCAAAGGUCUGACUCCUCUGUGGACCGCAGUGUCAGCCAAAGCCUCUCCAAUGUUAUGCCAGGCACUCCUUCAUGAUUACUCCAUCCACGGUGUGCAAGAUGCUCAGGGAUGGCAUGAAGUCCACCAGGCCUGCCGUAAUGGACUUGUCCAGCAUUUGGAGAACCUGCUGUUUUACGGAGCCGACAUGAACGCCAAGAAUGCGUCGGGCAACACGCCCCUCCACGUCUGUGCUGUGGACAAUCAGGAAGCGUGCGCACGACUGCUGCUCUUUCGGGGGGCCGAUCGCGAAGCCCUUAACUACGCCAAUCAGACACCCUACCAGGUGGCGGUAAUUGCCGGCAACCUGGAGUUAGCCGCUCUUAUCCAUCGGUUUAGAGGCGAGGAUGUCGUGGCAUUCAAGGAAACUCCAUCGUUCAAUCCCCGUCGGCGAAAGUCUGGCGUACUACUGUCGAUGAGGCAUUCGAUGUCGUCGAAUGCCAUGAUGCUGGACGCGUCUUCCAUCGCUUCGUCGUCGACGACCGGAUCGAGCAGCACGCCCAGCCCGACGUUGGUGUACAGCUCGCUGACUAGCAGGUCAAUGAAUCGCCGCCAGCAGCAGCAGCCCUCUCCAUCGCCUUCCAGCACUGACCGCUGGCUGGAAUCGAAUCCCAUGUGCAUGAGCACCGUGUCUGUGCGCAGCGAUACGGGCAGCUCCUCUUCUUGUACGGCUGAAAGCGAAGAUAAUGGAAGCAGUUUGACUGACAAAAUCAGCGUGGACCGAUGCGACAUUGUCAGUGAUAGCUCGGGCGUUGGCACGUCCAACAGUGGAAGCGGCGGAAGCUACGAUGCAAAUACCCCGUCUGAGCACUCGCUGGUCCUACCAGGCAUGACAGUCAUCUGCACGGAGGCGUACAGUUGCAAGGAAGCCAACCAUCUCAACUUGCAACCGGGGGAUAUUAUUGAAGUGACGGGAUUAACAGACUGUGGGCUGUUGGAGGGCUGGUUAAGGGGAGACAGUGGCUAUUUUCCUCCCAGUUGCGUGCAAGAAGUUAGGUUGCGCAAUCCGGCCGCUAUCGCAGCGGCUCGACAUCAUCCCAGCCCGGCUGUCAUCUCCAAAGCUACUGGUGUGCCAAAUAUGGGCAUGACCCUGCCUGUGUCGGUUCCCGUUUUGCAACUGGGAAAGACCAUGGAAGCCAGAGCUGCCGGUCGCCGAGAAAUGACUGCACAAAAUUACGGAACGACUCCACGGAUGAAGUCUCUGUGCAGCGAACCGCGGACUGUCAUCCUGCAUAAGGGCCAGAGAGGAUUUGGUUUCGUGCUGCGCGGUGCAAAGACAAUGACGGGCAUGAAGGAUUUCAACCCUAUUCAGAAUCGAGUUCCGGCUUUACAGUAUUUGGAUAGUGUCUGUGAAGCUGGCAGUGUAGCCGACCAAGCCGGACUUCAGCCUGGCGAUUUCAUUCUGGCUAUCAAUGGAGAAGAUCUGGCCAAGGCUUCGCACGAGACUGUGGUCGAUUGUAUCCGUCGUUCGGGUAAUUUGGUUCAGCUGACUAUCUGCUCCGCCACCGUCCAACCUGUCAACCAAUCAGUCAGCCAAUCAGUCAGCGAAUAUUCUUUAACAGUCCCCAACAGUAGUCGACAGUAUUCAACACUUCCUCGAAAGUUACCCGGGCGGCCCCCACAACCACCGAAACGAGAUCCCCGGACGACGCUAAGUGUCCCCAGCGCCCUCCAGCGCCACCAGCGGAGAACAACCGGUCACCCCGUGUUUACGCCAGUGUGGCUGAAAUGAAGCGCAUGAGAAAGCAGAAGACGUCGGCAGAGCUGUUGAAACUACACAAGGAAUUCCACAGCACACCGGAAUUGUGUUGGGAACAGCAGCAAAAUGGCGAAGUGAUGACUUCUUCUUGGACAGCAAAAGUCGAAAUUCCACCGGAUGUUCCAUCGGCGGAAGAUGGGCGAAAGAGUCAGAGCCAGGAGAACGUCUACGGCAUGGAGCUGCAGGCUCACAAUCAACGCAAUUCGCGUCGCUCCUGGGCUCCUGGAAAUGCUGCCUCCAAACCGGGAGGGCCACGCCAUUCCGGCGUCCGUUAUCACGGCUCUUGGCAGAACAUUGAGGAUUCCUACCAGCAGUCGGAAGACGACGACGAUGGAGAUGAGACGGAAGAAGAGGAGGAGGAUGGCGAUGACGACGGAGAAGACGCAACUACUCCGAUCGCCGAUCAAUUGAAUUUGUUGGGGAAUCGCGACUACCGCGCCGUUAAGCCGUGCCGUCCGAUUUACUCGACCGGCAAUUG
This is a messenger RNA of Daphnia pulicaria, 3226 nucleotides long. RefSeq names its product protein shank-like. Lineage: Eukaryota; Metazoa; Arthropoda; Branchiopoda; Diplostraca; Daphniidae. Gene Ontology annotation, cellular component: postsynaptic density; dendritic spine; postsynaptic membrane. The transcript has 12 exons. Gene Ontology annotation, molecular function: ionotropic glutamate receptor binding; synaptic receptor adaptor activity. Bases 178 to 2721 code for a protein of 847 amino acids. The record is from RefSeq and is a predicted model, not a curated record.